Messenger RNA from Verticillium nonalfalfae, 933 nucleotides. RefSeq names its product Carbon-nitrogen hydrolase. The transcript has a single exon. Gene Ontology annotation, molecular function: omega-amidase activity. NCBI's taxonomy places the organism in Eukaryota, Fungi, Ascomycota, Sordariomycetes, Glomerellales, Plectosphaerellaceae. The record is from RefSeq and is a predicted model, not a curated record. Gene Ontology annotation, biological process: L-glutamine metabolic process; oxaloacetate metabolic process. Bases 1 to 933 code for a protein of 310 amino acids. Gene Ontology annotation, cellular component: mitochondrion.
AUGGCCUCGUCGAUCCUCAAGAAGCCCGUCAAGCUGGCGUGCGUGCAAAUCGCCGCGGGCGCUGACAAGCAGGCGAACCUCGACCUCGCCGCCUCGCGCGUGCGGGCCGCCGCCGCCGAUGGCGCCAAGAUCAUCGUGCUUCCCGAGUGCUUCAACUCGCUCUACGGCUGCGACUUUUUCCCGCGCUAUGCCGAGGCGCUGCUGCCGUCGCCGCCGCCGAAGGAGCAGUCGCCCUCGUUUCAUGCGCUCGCCGCCAUGGCCGCCGAGACAAAGACCUACCUCGUCGGCGGUUCGAUCCCAGAGCUCGUCGAGGAACAGGGGCCCGACGGCGUCGUCAAGCGGUACUACAACACGAGUCUGACGUUUGGCCCCGACGGCGGGCUGCUGGCGACGCAUCGCAAGACGCACCUCUUCGACAUUGACAUUCCCGGCAAGAUCACGUUCCGCGAGUCGGACGUGCUGAGUCCCGGCAACAAGGUGACAAUUGUCGACCUGCCCGAGUACGGCAAGGUGGCCGUGGCCAUCUGCUACGACGUGCGGUUCCCCGAGAUGGCGACCGUCGCGGCGCGCCGGGGGUGCUUCGCCCUCGUGUACCCGGGUGCCUUUAACCUGACGACGGGGCCGAUGCACUGGAAGCUGCUGGCGCAGGGCCGGGCGCUCGACAACCAGAUCUACGUCGCCAUGUGCAGCCCCGCGCGGGACCCGGACGGGCCAUACCAGGCGUGGGGUCACAGCAUGAUCGUCGACCCGCUGGCCCAGGUCGUGGCCGAGACGGACGAGAAGGAGUCGACGGUCGUGUGGGAGCUUGACGGCGCCAAGAUUGAGGAGGUGCGGAAGAACAUUCCCUUGACGACACAGAGGCGGUUCGAUGUGUACCCCGACGUGAGCAAGGGCGACGUCAAGUACGAAGAGCCAGGGCAGCCGGGAUCGUAA